Molecule: messenger RNA, 4739 nt
Organism: Saimiri boliviensis boliviensis (Bolivian squirrel monkey)
Lineage: Eukaryota; Metazoa; Chordata; Mammalia; Primates; Cebidae
Gene: DUSP9
Product: dual specificity phosphatase 9
Biological process (GO): negative regulation of MAPK cascade; peptidyl-tyrosine dephosphorylation
Cellular component (GO): cytoplasm; cytosol
Molecular function (GO): MAP kinase tyrosine phosphatase activity; protein tyrosine/threonine phosphatase activity; MAP kinase tyrosine/serine/threonine phosphatase activity
Source: RefSeq, a predicted model, not a curated record
GGGGUGGGGGAACACGGCUGUCCAGCUCCCUGCUGCUCACAGCCCUGUGCCACCUCCACUAGCCACAACCAGACUGGCACAUGGCAGAACCUCGGUGGUGCCUUCAACCCCUGCCCACUCUGAGCUCCCACUCACAGCUGCAAUGGGCCUGGAGGCAGCCCCCGGGCUGGACACCAGUAUCCACCUCCACCACUGUGGGCUAGGCUGAGAUAGGAGGAGGUAGAAGACAGAAGACAAAGUUCCUGCCCGAGGAACACACUGAGAAAGGGGGACAGUGACCACACUGGGGAGCACAAAGGAGGGAGACCACUGGCUCCGAGUUGGGAAGGCUGUCUGGAGGAGGGGGCCUGAAGAAAGAAGCAGAAUCUCAGAACCUGGGCAGGGGGCAUAGGAGGGAGGCCUGGGCUGGGGCCCAUGCCCACUGGGCAAGAGGAGAAGGAAGGGCACAGUCCAGCUGCCCAAAGCCCCUGGAUGCACGAAUUAGGACUCAUCUUAGAGACAGGGAGGGACAUGGGGAUGUGGCCAGACAGCAGCCCAGUGCUAGGGUCCUGGGAGUCCCCGGCUAGCCGCCCACUGCGCAGAAGGGAGGGGGAGGGGAAGCUGGAAGCCCCUUAGAGGUGAUCUCCAUCUGGCCGUGCGGGAUAUCUAGGCCUCCAACGGCACCCCUCACACUCACCCACCCACCCCCAGCUUUCCAUCACCUGCCCUCUUCCCUACCCAUGACCUCAGACAUUUUCUCCUCUGACUCCAUGGCUCCUGAGAGGAGUCUCUGGCCAGACCUGCGGACCGACUGGCCGUAAUGAUUCCCACUGUGGGACUCGCAGUGCGCGUUCCAUUUUCCACUCCUUAGAGAAAUGUGUUGUAGUGCCCAUCCUCAUGUGCAUAACUUUGAUUUCUUUUACUUUAGUUCCUUAGAUUCCCAAAAGUGGUCAAAGGGUUGGGAUUUUUUCCCAGCUCUUGAUAUAGCCAGAUUAAUUUCCAAAAAGGCCAUACCAAUAUAUAACCCUGCAACGGUUGAACAGCACGUUGAUGUCACAGCAAUUUUACCAGCACUGGGUGUUCUCAAACCUGAGGACAUUUCUAGCACAGAAGGUGGGAAGUGUUACCUCGCUGGUCGUUGUUACUUGUUUUUGGGAGUUGCUUUCCUUCCACGCCUGAGGUUGAACCUUCCCCCAAAUAUUUGUAAGGCCGCCGCAUUCCCUCCUUCCUGAGUAUGCAGUGUUUUCAGGUUCUUUGCCCAUUUAUCUACAGGGGUCUUAACCUUUUGGUUGGGUAUGAGCUUUAUCUUAUCUAUUGUACAUUUUCCUUCAACACUGUUAUUUGUUUUUGUUGGGCUUUAAGCAGAGAAGGGACUUUUAGCUAGACCAGUGUUGUGGACACCUCCCCCUGACCCUGGUGUCCUGUCUCGGUGCUCACCACACCUGAGACCUUGUGCAGUGCCCUGGCUGCCUGUGGAUCUGCCCUCUCUAUUGUGCCCAUGGAGGAAAGGAUGGAGGCCACCAGCCUUGGUUGAGUGGAUGGCAUUCUGACAUUGGGCAGGGCAGGGCAAGGUGGAGGGCAGGUCGCUGCAGGCCCGGAGGCCAGGAGACUGUUGUGCAAGACAUGACAGUGACCUGGCCUAGAGCUGAUGAAUUUGAGCCCUUGACUGGGGCAGGGGACAGGAGAGAGAGGCGUGGAUGUGAGAGAUAUUUAGCUGGAAACUACUUCUCUCCACUUUGAUCAGCUAAGUGGGGAGCCAGGGGUCACUCUUAGGAUCAGGAAUGUGAUAAGAGCAGAGUACCUCAGUUUAGGGCUGGGAGCUCAGGGCUCCUGGGUGCUUUUGGUCAGUGCUGUGUGAGUGAAGCGGGCUGGGGUGGGAGGUGCCCAGGAGCUGCCCCUGCCUGUCUAGCCCUGCAGCAGAGCUCUGGGCCAAAGCUGCAGAAAGUUUCUGGUCCUGCUUCCUCCUUCCCUGGGCCAUUUCAGUGGCAUCCCAUGUUUGGCCAUGCUGGUAGCUAUGAGCCCAUUACAGAGGUGGUGCCACUGAGAUCCAGGCAGGGGAGAAGAUGGUCCAGUAUCACCGAGUGAGUUGGGUUGGAGGCAGCUUCUGCGGCAGGGGGGGCUGGGCUCUUGUCCCCACCCCUCCCCCUGCCUCCCGAGGCCAGGCUGGCGCCGGCCAGGGGAGCCGCAGCUGGUCCCCUGCUGGGCCCCUGACCUGCCCUUGGCCUCUGCCCCGACCCCGUCCCGCCUCGGUGGAAGCCCCAGCUCAGCCUACUCGCGGGUCCCACCCGACUGCUUCCUUCGGCUAGCACCCGUUGGCUCACCGGCCCCCAGGCCCGCCCCCGCAGCCCCGCCCCGGCCCGCCCCUCGGAGUUGUAACUCCACGUCCCAAGGCUGUCUCCAAGGUGGAAGCUGGGUCCAGCUGCCAGGAAGCGGCCGCUGAGCGGGCGCGCGGGGCUCGGCUUCCACGUGCGAGCCUGCACCGCCGCCCCGCCUUCUCCUAGCGGCCGGGCCUAGGGACUCCGUGCCCCGGAACGGCGCCCCCCGUUCCGCCGUGGCAGUGGCCGUGACCAGAACGUCUACGCGCGGUCGCCUACCGCCGGAUCGUGCUCCAGUGCCCGCGGCCCGACGUGUCAGAAGCCGAGCGCCGAUGGAGGGCCUGGGGCGCUCGUGCCUGUGGCUGCGCCGGGAGCUGUCGCCCCCGCGGCCGCAGCUGCUGCUCCUGGACUGCCGCAGCCGCGAGCUGUACGAGUCCGCGCGCAUCGGUGGGGCGCUGAGCGUGGCCCUACCCGCGCUGCUGCUGCGCCGCCUGCGGAGGGGCAGCCUGUCGGUGCGCGCGCUCCUGCCGGGACCGCCGCUCCAGCCGCCCCCGCCUGCCCCCGUACUCCUGUACGACCAGGGUGGGGGCCGGCGCCGGCGCGGGGAGGCCGAGGCUGAAACGGAGGAGUGGGAAGCCGAGUCAGUGCUGGGUACCCUGCUGCAGAAGCUGCGGGAGGAAGGCUACUUGGCCUACUACCUCCAGGGUGGCUUCAGCAGAUUCCAGGCCGAGUGCCCUCAUCUGUGUGAGACCAGCCUGAGUGGCCGUGCCAGCUCCAGCUUGGCCCCGCUGCCCAGUCCAGCCCCCGUGGUGGGGCUGGGCAGCCUGUGCCUGGGCUCCGACUGCUCUGAUGCGGAAUCCGAGGCUGACCGCGACUCCAUGAGCUGUGGCCUGGAUUCGGAGGGUGUCACACCCCCCACAGUGGGCCUGCGGGCAUCCUUCCCUGUCCAGAUCCUGCCCAAUCUCUACCUGGGCAGCGCCCGGGAUUCAGCCAACUUGGAAAGCCUGGCCAAACUGGGCAUUCGCUACAUCCUCAAUGUCACCCCCAACCUCCCAAACUUCUUCGAGAAGAAUGGUGACUUUCACUACAAGCAGAUCCCCAUCUCCGACCACUGGAGCCAGAACCUGUCGCAGUUCUUUCCGGAGGCCAUUGCAUUCAUCGAUGAAGCCUUGUCUCAGAACUGCGGGGUGCUCGUCCACUGCCUAGCGGGGGUCAGCCGCUCUGUCACCGUCACUGUGGCCUACCUCAUGCAGAAGCUCCACCUCUCUCUCAACGAUGCCUAUGACCUGGUGAAGAGGAAGAAGUCUAACAUCUCCCCCAACUUCAACUUCAUGGGGCAGUUGCUGGACUUCGAGCGCAGCCUGCGGCUGGAGGAGCGCCGAUCGCAGGAGCAGGCCACCGGGGAGCAGGCGUCCGCGACCUCCGACCCGCCCUCCUUCUUCACCACCCCCACCAGCGAUGGCGCCUUCGAGCUGGCCCCCACCUAGGGCACCGUAGCAAGCAGGCUGGCCCCUGCCCCACCUCCACCCAUGGGUGUCCCUGGUCACCCGUGAGGCGAGGGAGGGGAGGGUGGGAGGGCUCGGCCUGAGCAGGGGGCUGGGGGGAGAGCGCAAUACCUCACGCGGGCUGGCGUCCUAAUCAACGUGCCUACGGCAGGACCACGCUUUGAGCCUGCCUCUUCUGCGACUGUUACUCUUUUCUUUGCGGGAUGGGAGUGGGGUUCCUCUCCAGGUGACUGUCCAGGCGCUGGCCCCAGCCCUGGGUGCUCAGCCAGCUCGGCUGGGCCUUGUGCCCCCCUGUGCUUCCCUCUUCUGGAAGGGGGUGUGCCACCUCGUUGCCACAGGGACUGCCUCCCAGUUCCUUCCCUGUCCUCAAAUGGCCACUUGGAGGAGGAGGAGUUUGCCAUCACUGGUGUUGUCACCUCCCUGCCUCUCCACCAAGGGCUUGGGGUUCUCAGGGCUGGGGCCUCUCAGGGCAUCCAUGGCCUGGGAGCCACUGGGCAGUUCCUGGCCACACAUCUGGUGUGCUGUUGUUUUUUUUUUUUUUUUUUCCCCUCUUCCCCCAGAUGUCUUGACAGGAUCACUGGUGCUCUUUGUGAGUGAGGGUGGUCAUACUGCCGCCGGAGGAGACGGGGUCUCAGAGCGGGAUCUGGGAAGGGGGAGGGGAAGAAGAAGGCCUCACUUUUGCUGCUUUGUGGGGCGGGGAAGGGCCUAAGUCAUUCACUGAUGUCCACACCCCUGCUGGUGGUGGGUGCGCAUGGGCGCACAUCGGCACUCACGCGCACGCUAGUCCACGGAUGCGCCCAACCCAGGGCUGGCAGUCUCGGCGGCGCAGGACCAUCUCACCCUGGAGCCUGGAGAGGAGCUAUGCUUCUUCAUUUUUGUAAUCCACCUCAUAGUUGCUUUCUUUAAUUGUUCCUUCUGAAUAAACAGUUUAUUUAAGAUA